GGCAUGUCGAACGCCAACAGCGAGAAGGACCGCGCGCUGCAGUCGAUCCGUAGCCGCGCCGACCACCUCCGCCAUACGAUCACGCAGCUCGAGUCGCGCCUCGCGUGGUACCCGCUGACGCAAUGGCCGUACUUUUUAAGCCAGUUCCAGGUCAUCUCCAAGCAGCUCGAAAACAUCAUGACGCUCAAGGACGACGAGGAGCUGCCCGAGAGCAUGCACCACUUUGUGUGCAUGCCCCGCAUGUCGACGCCCAACCCCGCCGACAUCCCGCUCUUGCUCCGGACACGUGAAGACCCGGAGAUGGAAAAGGCAGACGAAGAGCUCCUUGCGUCCGAGCGCGUGAACCCGCUCAAGCGCAAGGCCAGCUGGACGUGGGAAGAGCUCGAGGGCCAGAAGCUCGCGCACACAGACAUGGUCGAGACACUCGAGAAGGCCUUCAAAGAGGCGUCCGACGUGCUUCUCAAGGAGAUCCGCGUCGGCAAGUUCCAGGAAAAGGUCAAGCCCGUGAGCACCCAAAGCUCCGUGUACAAGUACAUGGAGACUGGUCAAUGGACCAACUAAUGUAACACGACUCCGUCACGACGAUGAAACGAGA
Molecule: messenger RNA, 595 nt
Organism: Saprolegnia parasitica CBS 223.65
Lineage: Eukaryota; Oomycota; Saprolegniomycetes; Saprolegniales; Saprolegniaceae
Exons: 1
Coding region: 4-561 (185 amino acids)
Biological process (GO): regulation of transcription by RNA polymerase II
Cellular component (GO): mediator complex
Molecular function (GO): transcription coregulator activity
Source: RefSeq, a predicted model, not a curated record